AUGCACUGGGAUGCACCACCGACUAUCAUUCGACUCUCGCUCGCCGCAUCAGUCUCAAGAUCCUCAUCAUCAUCCUUAGCCACAACAACGAUGGACCAGAAAACUCCCGAAUCUCUGGGAUUCGAUGGAUCGCCUUCCUUCGUCACGCCCAACAACAAUCAGCGAAAUUCGACCCAAGUCAGCAAAAUUCGGGAUCAUCUGCUACAUGAGAUGUAUCUAGUUCCUGUAGCUGAAGGAAACAAAAACCUCCAAACAGUGAAAUAUGCAACUUGUAAAAGUAUUGUGAAAGAGAUUCAUUCUUAUGAGAAAGAGGCUGAGAGAGAAGCUAUAGGACUGCUGCCUUUUACAAUGAAGAGAAGUCCCACUUUACUCGUCAAUCGUCAUCCUCUGCUAUCUCCUCUUCCCAUUGUCUCGACUAAUCUACUCGUCAAACACCUUACCGGCCUUUCCAACGAGAUCCAUGCUCAAAGUUGUCUUGACCUCUCCGACGAGUUAUUUGGUCGAGUCAACGAACCUUGUCGGAGAAACCUUGACCGGAGCCGGUGUUGUCCUGUUCUAGCCGCUUGCCUCCUCGCAACUCAUGCUCGCUCUGCUCUACAACUACUAACUCCUGCUUUGACGGCGGUAUCCUCCGAUUCCGACGAACUCAUGAAGCUCGACAAUUUCUGA
Messenger RNA from Thlaspi arvense, 669 nucleotides. The record is from the annotation of a GenBank genome assembly. NCBI's taxonomy places the organism in Eukaryota, Viridiplantae, Streptophyta, Magnoliopsida, Brassicales, Brassicaceae.